ACACUAUAAGCAGAAAAUAUCUGUGACAAAGUUUGUGAGAUGUGGGAAAUAUGAUUAGUUUUUAAAAAAAGUGGAGUGAGGUAGUUGGCUGUAACGGUAGCCGUUGAUACGGCGGCUGAUCACUGUAAAAGACCCGGGUUCGAAUCUCAGCGGCCCUGAAAUCAAACCCAAAAAAUGGGCUCGUUUUCAAAAACACCGGCACCCCUGGGGCCCAUACAGUCUCGUAAAUCAAAGUUAUUAUGUUUAUUAUUAUUUCACUUGCAAAUUUGAUUAGAGUAUAAUAGUUAAUUGUGAAAUCGUGCUUCAUCGUUACUGGAAUCAAAGAAAACAUGUGUCAGAAAAUUUCUAGCUAACUUAGAUCUUUUCAAAAUCAUCAAAUUAUUACAUUCUCAUCAAAAUAUUGGUAAAUGUAAAAACUAUUAGGCAUCUGCAAAAGGCCACAUUAACGUAAUGUAAGUGAUUGAAAUUAGGAAGAGACUAAAAUUUCUACUCUGGCAUAAAACGUGAUCUACAUUAAGAUUAUGUGCAAACAUCAUUGAAUAAUUUUGAAAUAGGACUUAUUACUGGUGUACGGGCAGCAUGUUCGGUGGAAUUCCAGUGAGAAAAGUGUUGGACGUUACCUAUAUAGUUAUUAUCACCGCCUAUCACAUGGUAGAUGAACACUUAAUAAAAAAGCAGUGCUCUGGAGGGGUAAUCGCUAAGAAACAAAUUUUAUCCUCGUCAUACUGUUUUACAAAAGACGAGUUAAUAAAUCCGCGAGUAAUGGACGUGUAUGCAUACAAUCCAGUUCUUGCAAAAGGCAGCGAAGUAUUAUACGCACUGAUACAUCCUAAAUACACCACCAGAGAAAAAGGCUUCGACAUAGCUGUAGUGGCGGUUAACGAAGAGUUCGAUCACGUCUUUAACAAUUUGGGUGGAGGCGUCGACAAAAUGUCUCACUGUUACAUAUAUACGUUUAAACAAAAUGUAAAUGGAUUGGUGGGACAGACGCUUGUAAAAUCCAAGGUAGAUGUGAGAACAGGCAAACCCGCCUGCAAAGGGAUGGAGGUCGUACUUUGUGCCCAUAGCACUGAGAACAACUCGCCGUGUGAGGGUGAUCAAGGUGCACCGCUUUUCUGCGAUCUCAGAUUGAAAGGCAUACUUUCAAGGGGUAUAGCCUUCGAUUCCUGCAGACCAAAAAUGGGCACUAUGAUGUUUGAAGACCUGUCUGUCCACAGGGACUUCAUACGGAACUUGACUGGAAUCGAAGUUGCUAUAGAAGAAAAUCAUCAGCCUCCAUCUAAUUUGGCCAAAAGUCUACUGCAAUACACCGGUUUGUUUUAUUUAUUCUUCCUCAUGAUAUAAAAAUGCCAGGAAAACACGUUUUUAACGGAAAAAAUAAAUUUGAAGUAGUGCUUUGUAUUCGUUGAUACUAUCAAAAUAAAUCAAUAAAAACUUA
This is a messenger RNA of Cimex lectularius (bed bug), 1438 nucleotides long. RefSeq lists its product as uncharacterized. The record is from RefSeq and is a predicted model, not a curated record. The transcript has a single exon. Gene Ontology annotation, biological process: proteolysis. Gene Ontology annotation, molecular function: serine-type endopeptidase activity. The coding region runs from base 580 to 1344 and encodes 254 amino acids. Lineage: Eukaryota; Metazoa; Arthropoda; Insecta; Hemiptera; Cimicidae.